AUGGAUGGAGACAGAGCUCCUGCUCCUUGGCAACGAGGCAGAGGUCAAGCAUUUGGCAACAACUUCUCCGGUCACAGACAAAAUAACGGUUGGGGGGAUAAUAAUAAUAGAGGCCCACGAGACAACAACCCAUAUCAGAACCAUCGAGGAGGUGGAAGAUUCCAAAAUAAUAGCAGAGGCAAUGGAUCGCCACAUGGUCAAUACCAUGGAGAUCAAAGACAACCUGAUUAUCAACAACAACAGCAGAUGCACCAGCAGCAACAAUAUAAUAAUGGGCCAUAUCCACCACCACCAUGGCAGCCGCAUCAACAACAACCGCCGUAUCCUCAAUAUAAUAAUGGAUAUGGAGAUCCAGGAAGGAUGCCUAUGUCUGCUGAACAAGCUUACUAUCAACAGGGCGAUCAACAGCAAGCUCCGAUGAAUGGUUGGGCAGCACCUCCACCUCCAUUACCGCCACAACAACAUCAGAUGCAUCAGCAGCAACCGCAGCAGCAAGCAAUACCGCCAUGGGGUGGAGUGCGUUAUGGAGUACCACCACCUCCUCCUAUACAACCUCCUCCACCAAUGCCGAAUUCACAACAACGUAUGCUAGGAGAACCAGUUCGCGGACCGCCACCUCCAAUGCCUGCAUUCGCAUCACCAAGCAAUCUUAAUCAUAGUAAUAGUAAUAAUAAUAGUAGUGUUAGCAGAAAUGCGGGUGAUGAUAUGGAGGUUGACAAGGACACAACACGCUUAUCCUUAUCCGCACCUCCUUCUGGAGGACAACAAAAGCAACAAGGUGGUGGAAUGCCUCAAAAGACUGCUGCGUCUGAUUCCAACAAGCCCAAAGCUGCACCAAAGUUUGCUGGGAAAAGGAAUAAAAUAUCCAUGUCAUUCAGCAAGUCAACAGCAGCUCUACCUAAAUCAAAGCUGUCGGAUAGUGCAGGUGCAUCACCCAGUGAUGACUUUGUACAAAAGAUACCUAAACCUAAACAGCCUCAAUCGAAUUGGAAGAAGACUGCACAGGCUGUUUUGAGUGGAGACAAGCCAAAGACUGCAGUUUUACCAGAAAUGCCGUUGCCAUCUCAAGUGGUGGAUGCUGCUGCAGCUGUUGCUUUGGCUGUUGCUGCAGCUGAUUCUGCUGUCGGUGAUCAGAAAGUAGUAGCGCCAUUGGAGGUAGAAUCAAUAUCGUCUCAUGGCGCAGCUGAUACUACUACCACUAUAACUACGAGUGAGGUUAUAGUACAGCAGCCAUCAACUACUACAAGCCAUGAUCAUCCAAUACAACCACCUAGUAAUUUACCGACAAGUCAAUAUCCAACUUUACCAACUCACGCAUUCCCACCGAAAACGCAGCCAAAACGACAAGUUAAUCCAUGGGAUGCUACGUCACCAUUACCAAUGAAUAAUGCAAUGAGUAGUAAUAGCGGUCCUCCUAUAAUACCUCAUCGUCCUCCUCCUCCACCUCCGCCUGUAUAUAAUCAACCACCUAGAGCGAAUGCAUGGGAAUCAGGACCAGCACCAUUGCCAUCUCAACAACAGCAGUUUAAAAUGUCGCAACAGCAGCAAAGACUAUCACAACAGCAACAACUUCCACCGCCACCUCCACCACAAUCUAUUCCUCCUUCACAACUACCACCAUUUCCACCAUCGCCUAGUAAUUCUCCUUGGCAUCAACAGCAUCAGCCUCCACAAACAAAGGAAGAGAUGGAAGCUAGUAUGGAUGAGCCCACAAGGCUGACAUACAUUCCUGUAACUACCACUCUCGGUCAUUAUGAGAGACUGAAUCAAGUCGGAGAGGGUACAUAUGGUACAGUCUACAAGGCGAGAGAUAAGAGGAAUCAGGCUCUUGUAGCUCUGAAGAAGGUUCGAAUUGAGCCUGAUAAAGAUGGGUUUCCUAUAACUGGUAUUCGAGAAAUCAAGAUCUUGACCACAUUGCAUCAUCCGAAUAUUGUCAAGUUGAACGAGAUUGUCUCAUCUAGAGAUCGGAUAGACUUGGUGUUUGAAUACAUGGAUCAUGAUUUGACUGGUCUAUUUGCAAACACAGCCUUCAAACCCUCACCUGCUCAUAUUAAAUGUCUAAUGCUCCAAAUGUUUGAAGGACUUCGAUUCUUGCAUAGUAAAAACAUCAUGCAUCGAGAUCUUAAAGGGUCAAACUUGCUUAUAAGUAAAGAGGGAGCAUUGAAAAUUGCAGAUUUUGGAUUAGCUAGAUAUCUAGCAAAAUCUUUGCCACAUAAAGGGCAGUUACGUGAAAUGGACUACACGAAUCGAGUCAUCACUUUGUGGUAUCGCCCACCAGAGUUGUUGAUGGGUGCCACAAAGUAUGGAGCUGAGAUUGAUAUGUGGUCUGCAGGUGUCGUAUUUUUGGAGUUCUUCAUCAGAAAGACUGUUUUUCCUGGUGAAUCUGAAAUCACUCAGCUCGAGUCCAUCACCAAGAUAUGUGGAAGUCCUGAUAGUAGAUCGUGGCCUGAUAUGCAUCGAUUGCCGUGGUAUGAUAUGAUGCUCAAGGGUAAACCACCACAUUCUAGCAAGUUGCACAUAUACAAAGAUACUAUGUCGAAAUUAGCGUUCGAGUUGAUGGAAUGGCUGCUGCAAAUGGAUCCCAAGAAACGGCCAACUGCUGAAGAAGCAUUGAAUCAUCCGUAUUUUCGUGAAGAGCCACAAGCAUGUGAACUUGACGAAUUACAGGCCAUAUUACCAAUAGAAGAUUGGCACGAAUGGGAGUCUAAGAAACGCAAGGAAGCAUGGAGAGAGGAAAGACGGCAUGCUCCUUCACCUAUAGAUGUUACAGGCUGGGUGCUACCAGCAGCUCCCAAAGUAGACUCAACAGCACCAAGCAGUAUUGUGCCGUCUACUGAAAUCACGCCUGUAGCUGGUAAACCACCUUCAUCAGUCUUGACAUCUGCCAAACCAACUCCAAAGUUGAAUGCUGCUGCAACUGGUACUAGUGUAACUCCUGUCAUGUCAGCAGCACAAGCUAAAGCCGAAGCAUUCAAGCAACGAAUGAAGGCACUUGUUACUGCUCCUGCUCCGCCACCUUCGCAGAUAGUGGAAGCAGUGCCAUCAACACCUGUAAUAGAAGCUCCGAAAAUGGUUGUUGGUGAAGGGAAGAAGGCUGAAGCUAAAGCAAGGAAAGCUGAAGCUGAUGGUGGUAAGAAGGAAUUACAACGAACUCCUAAAAAGGCAACUGCAGUUGAGAAGCAAGUCAAGGAGGGUGAUAAGGUCAAGGAGGCGCUUGUAGAAAGGAAUUUGGACGAGGAGAAGAAGGCUAGUGGAGUUAAAUCUAAAAAAGUGGUUGAUGCUACUACGGCUCCUGGUAACAAAAAAUUCACCAUUAAGUUAAAAUCCAACUCUCAACCAUCCACACCUACUGACUCGCCUCAAGAAUCCAAAGGGGCGGGAAGAACGCUUAAAUUAAAGGCACCCAAACCUCCAAAUGUUAUAAGUAAUAUGGAUGUAGAUGUGUUUGAUGGUGAAGAUGGUGUUCCAUAUGAUGGUACGCUAGAUGAUGCAGGAAUAGAUAUGCAUAUCUCAGCAUCCAAAAAGAAGAGGAGGAGAGGUGUAUUAGAAGAAGUAGAUGAUGGCGGUGGUGCACCUACCUUAUCCAAAAAAGCCAAGAAGGAUGAUGGUGCUAGUACUAAAUCACGUCGCCGUAAUCCUAAUAAUAGCAGCAGUACCGUCAAUAAUACCACGACGAGUCGUCAUGCUAGCCAUAGUCAUCGCACGGCAGCCACAGCACUAGGAGUACCACCAGCUAUAGUGAAUCCCUUCCCACACUUGGAUGCAAUUGAUGCCACUAUGCCGACACCACCGAUUUAUCAACCGUCACCACCACGAGAGCAACGUCAUUCAUCAAGCGAUUAUGAACUACUUGAAAAGUUUUCACUAGUGCCACGAAAUGUCAUUGCAAAUCCUGUGCAUCCAACUGUUGCGUCGGCUAUUGGGUAUGAACAUAUUAAUACUAUUUCGCUAGAGUAG
Molecule: messenger RNA, 3957 nt
Organism: Synchytrium microbalum
Lineage: Eukaryota; Fungi; Chytridiomycota; Chytridiomycetes; Synchytriales; Synchytriaceae
Exons: 9
Coding region: 1-3957 (1318 amino acids)
Biological process (GO): transcription elongation by RNA polymerase II; positive regulation of transcription elongation by RNA polymerase II; protein phosphorylation
Cellular component (GO): cyclin/CDK positive transcription elongation factor complex; nucleus
Molecular function (GO): RNA polymerase II CTD heptapeptide repeat kinase activity; ATP binding; cyclin binding
Source: RefSeq, a predicted model, not a curated record